AUGGGUCGGCAAGCUCACCACAUCUCUGACAGCCAGAAGGAAACGCUGACGCAAACCGUCAACAAUCUAUGCGAGGUCGUCCAGUCCAGGCGUCGGUCUGGCAGAUAUUCUGGGGUGGUUUUGAUCAGCCGCCAGCUCAUUGAAACGUUGCCUGAGAUGGACCAGCUGAAAGCAGAGAUAGCUGCGAUCGUCAAGGCCGAGGCUGCGGACAAGAAUCGGCAGCCGUUCCCGACUGAGGUAGACUCGCGAUUGAAGUCAGACGCCACCAAAGCUCUCUUCAAGCGCUUGCCGCGCUUUGUGCAAAUGAGUAUGAUUCGCAAUCGUGACUCUUCUGGACUGCCCGUCCUGCCCAAAGACUUGGAAGCAGAACGCAUUCUGGGCCGCUUUGUUCAGCAGGAACUUCGCAACCAACCACCGGUCAAAAAGGUAAAGGCAACCUUUGCACCACGCUUCCAUGCCAUGGACCUGAUGACCAGCUCGCCACUGCCUUCUGCUUUCGACUGUGCCUUUGGGUAUGCUCUGGGACACACCGCAGCCUUGCUUGUCAACGAGCGCCGAAAUUUCUACGUCGCCUGUUGCGCAGGUAUGCACCGCAAUACGCGCUACUGGGAGCCUUGCGCCAUUCCAUUCACGUACUUGUACCCAGAGGACGUUCCCAGUGGAAGUUUGGUCGAGGAGUGGGUUGACUGUGAACACGGGACAAGCCGAGGCUUCAUAAAGUCGAAGAACUUGCCCUCGGUUGCAUCAGCCACUUCUGGCGACUGGUUGGAGGUGCGCGACAGCUUCGCAGGCAAUGACGAAACCUGCAUGCGGCGGCAUUGUGAACAAGAUGCUUCCGCAGGUAAUGUGGUCUGCUUCGUCCCGAAUGGGCCGAAGAUUGUAAAGAUGGUAGACAGGUGGACUGAGUGCAGGUGGCGCGGUUACAAGCUUUUUGCCAAAGCUCGGCACGUGCAGCCUGCGCCGGCCGGUGCAAGCCUGGAUACCGUAGGCCAUGGUGGCGAUUUGGGAAAGCCCGGUGCACGUGCAAAAGCAGCUCCAGGUGCAGAAGAGGUGGAGCCGCCAGCCAAACGCUUGAAAAAAGGGCGGCCUCCGUGCAAGUAUGGGGCUGGCUGCUACCAGAAGAACCCGCUGCACAGGGCCAAGUUUUCUCACCCCGGAGAUGCGGACUUCGUUCCCGAUGCAAGCGGAGAACCUUCGGCCAGCUCGAGUGCAGGAACUCCUUCCACCUCAGCUGGGGACAAAACGGGGUCUGUCGAUUCCGCGCCUGCUGAUGUGACGAUGAAGGAAGGGAGUGCAGCUGACGCUGAGCUCCCAAGCUCUGCCGCAGAACCGGCAGUUUCGGCUCUGGCUGCAGCUCCGGCUGGCCUUGCAGCGGGUGAUGUUUCGGCACCGACAGUUCCAGAAGCUAAAGCUCCGCCAGAAGAGCUGCAUGCUCCGCCCGCGAUCCCCGACGCUUUGCCUUCGAAACAUUCUGAAGCUCCGGCUGGAGCCAAAGAAAGUCGUGACUGCGAUUGCUGUUUCGACAAUGUUCCUGCCACCGACGGAGUUUCUUGCCCUGGGAAAGCACAUUUCUUUUGCGGGCCUUGCCUCGCAAACUUCCUUGAAGCAUUCAAGACAUCCGAGUAUGCGGAACAAAAGAAGGCAAAAGGCCGAGCUUUGUGUCCCAUGAAGGAUUCAGAUACUCCAUUCGGAGAUGGAGUGCUGGCUGCGUUUGUUCCGCAGGAUGUCUUUGAUGAAUAUCUGCAGAUACGGAUCAAAGUCGCCGAGCAGAGCAUCCAAGAACAGUUCGAAAAAGAGAACACAGCGAAGAUAGAGGAGUUGAAGGAAAAACUGGCGAAAGCCACGGGCAGCGGGGAGCAGUUGGAACUGGACAAGCAUCGCCUGAAGAUCAUCGAUGACAUAUUUACUUUGAAGUGCCCCCGGUGCAAGAUGGCCUUCUUGGACUACGACAACUGUGCUUGGGCUGAUCUUUGUGAGACAAUGAAGCCUACGCGGGACUGUGGCAAAGAUGCACACAGUCACUUCUACAAGAAUGGCAGCAAGUGCCCCAACGAAGGUGGGCCCUUGUUUGUGCCCCACAAUGUGUGGCAGGGCUACCAGAAUGCCCGCAAGGAGCGGCUUCUUUGUGAAUACUUGGCCGGUCUUCCAGAUGAGAUGCGCAAAAAGGUGGCUGAUCUUGUAGCGCCGGAUGCCAAAGACUUGGGCAUCGAGAUGCCGCAGGACCUUAGUGCAGCAGGACUUAUGCCAGAGGCACACGGAAUCCAGCGGCUCAAGGUCACGAUUCCCCGAAGGAUGCGUGGCCUCAUCCACCCUGUUAAGAAAGAGCUGCCGUCCAAAGUGGACUUGGCCUCGGACAAAUCACAG
Symbiodinium necroappetens is the source of this 2364-nucleotide messenger RNA. NCBI's taxonomy places the organism in Eukaryota, Dinophyceae, Suessiales, Symbiodiniaceae. The record is from the annotation of a GenBank genome assembly.